AUGGCUCCGUCUAAAUGGGAUGAGGAGGAUGAAGAAAGCACACCUCCCUCCUCUCCACCAACCGCGCCUCUCGCCCGGCGCUGCAAGUUCGAUGACGAAGAAGAAGAGGACAGCGACGUGCUAGAAUCAUGGGAUGCCGCCGAGGACUCCGAAGUCGAGCGCGAAAAGGCAAAGAAGGCCGCCGAAGCCAAAGCGAAGGCUGACGCAGAAGCCAAAGCUAACCACAAGUCCAAGUCUCAGCGCAUCGAAGAGCGAAGACAAGAGAACAUGCGCCGUAGACUAAUGGAAGACGAGGAGUCGAGCGACGAGGAUGAGGACGAGGCCACCCGCCGUGCAAGACUCAGGAAGACAGAACAGGAUUCAGACCUCAAGCACGCCGAGGAUCUGUUUGGCGAACUCGCUGUCGGUGGCAAACGCAGCGGCGCAAAGCCCGUCACAUUGCAAGACACAAGCGAUCCGACCAAGACUAUCGACCUCAGCGCCCUCAGCAUCUUCAAUCCAAACACCAAGGACCAGUUCGCCAAACUCCGCGAGACCCUCGUACCGCUCCUGGCGGCAAAUACCAAGAAAGCGCACUAUGUCCUCUUCCUUCAGGAAUUCACCAAACAGAUCGCGAAGGACUUACCGAGCGACCAGAUCAAGAAGAUUGCGAGCGGGUUGACGACCCUGAGCAACGAGAAGAUGAAGGAGGAGAAGGCGGCCGAGAAGGGAGGGAAGAAGAGCAAGGCUGCAAAGACGAAGGCUAGCUUGGUAGCGACACGGGAUGUGAGCUACAAGGCAGAUACGUCUACUUAUGAUGACGACUUUGGAGAGUGA
Messenger RNA from Lindgomyces ingoldianus, 816 nucleotides. RefSeq names its product translation initiation factor eIF3 subunit. The record is from RefSeq and is a predicted model, not a curated record. The transcript has 3 exons. Gene Ontology annotation, cellular component: eukaryotic translation initiation factor 3 complex; cytoplasm. NCBI's taxonomy places the organism in Eukaryota, Fungi, Ascomycota, Dothideomycetes, Pleosporales, Lindgomycetaceae. Gene Ontology annotation, molecular function: translation initiation factor activity. The coding region runs from base 1 to 816 and encodes 271 amino acids.